AGAAGCUAACUCUCUUGUCUCUCAUCCCUCCAUUUUCCUCUUCCUUAAGAGAAAACAAUUACAAAAACCAGCCCAUACAAAUAAAAAAUGGAAUCAAUCAAUCCUCCUGCCAUAGCCAAAAAACUAUGCCACAUCGUGCAAGUGAUCUAUUACAUGUUACGCAAGGGCAUAUCAAAGAGGAAACUCCUAUUAGACCUCCACCUCCUCCGCAAGCGCGGCAAGAUUGCUGGAAAAGCCCUUGGCAACCUCCUCAUGACCUUCCAUCACAACCACCACCACCACCACCACCACUACCCCAUCAGCAUGAAAGAAGUAGAAUUCAGCUGUAGCAAUACCCCUUCCUAUGCUUAUAAUUACUUCCACGGCGCCAUUACCAAGAGAAAGAACCGCCGCCACUGCCACCAUGAUGAUUUCGAUAGCUUCGACACGGUAGAGUUCGCCAUGGCAUUUCAAAUGAUGAAUAUGGAGGACUUAGAUGCGGUGUCAUCGACUUUGCCGACGCCUUCACCGAUGAUGGUAAGACAAUUGAGAAUAACUGACUCGCCUUUCCCCAUGAAUGAGAAUGAGGUUAGAGAUGCAGGCAGAAUAAAUGAGGAGGCAGAUAAGUUCAUAAAAAAGUUCUAUGAGCAAUUGCUAAUGCAGCAAUUGGCAUCUGAAGAUGUCACCCCUGAUAGCUACAACUACAGUCGUCGAAGUAGAUGAUCGGCUAGAACUAAAUUAUGUUGGGAGCUAGAUUGAUUGAUUCAAUAAGGAUAUCAAUAGUAAUUAAUUACAAGUUAUUAUGAAGCUUUCUUUAUGUGUACUCUUUUAGUGUCUCCUUGAAAGAAAUUUGGAUUAGAAUCUGGUGUUCCAAUCGAUUUAAGUUAAAAUAUUCUAAUCCAAAGUUUCUUGUGACUAGUUGUUUGGGGUAUCUUUUGUAUGUGGACAAUGAAUUGUGCAAUGAAAGUCCUCUCUUUUUUUA
Molecule: messenger RNA, 961 nt
Organism: Dendrobium catenatum
Lineage: Eukaryota; Viridiplantae; Streptophyta; Magnoliopsida; Asparagales; Orchidaceae
Exons: 1
Coding region: 88-702 (204 amino acids)
Source: RefSeq, a predicted model, not a curated record